Messenger RNA from Saprolegnia diclina VS20, 452 nucleotides. RefSeq lists its product as hypothetical. Gene Ontology annotation, cellular component: ciliary base; axoneme. NCBI's taxonomy places the organism in Eukaryota, Oomycota, Saprolegniomycetes, Saprolegniales, Saprolegniaceae. The transcript has 3 exons. The coding region runs from base 38 to 412 and encodes 124 amino acids. The record is from RefSeq and is a predicted model, not a curated record.
GCGAGCUCUCUUCACUUUCAACUUGUAAUCAAACGCCAUGUCGAUCCUCCAGCGCGCCGCCGACUACUGUGCGUCACCGGCCUUUGAGCGCGUCUUCGAAGAGUUCGCCGAGGAGCAUGCGUCGGCGUUCUAUGAUUCGGUCGACUCGGACGACGUCGAGCACAAGCACGAAUACAAGGAGUUGCACGAUGCCUACCUCAAGAUUUUUGAGGAUCGGCUGCAAGGGUUUCUCGAAGACGAAGGCGGGACGACAGCGCAGUUCUACGCAGCGUGCAAGGACAUUCUCGAUGAAAACGACGACCACGGCGAGUACACGUGGUUUGUCAAUCGUCUUCUCGCCUCUAUGGAGUACAAGCUUUUUUACGGUCUCAUGCGCAACGAAGCCCGGCAGCAACUCCGUCGUCGCAAGUAAAAAACGAAAAAAUGCAGCUGACAAUUCUGUACAUAUCCUA